Molecule: messenger RNA, 1155 nt
Organism: Adineta ricciae
Lineage: Eukaryota; Metazoa; Rotifera; Eurotatoria; Adinetida; Adinetidae
Source: the annotation of a GenBank genome assembly
AUGUCUGACAAUUCCACAAAGUCGAAAAUUCCAUCAUUCGGCGAAAUUUACUAUACUCGUCAUAGUAUUCGUGAAGCUUUUGAAUUGAUCAACAAUAAUUCUAACCCUGGAAUCAUCACAUCAUCAUCAUCGUCAGUAUCAUCAUCAUCAUCCUCCUCCAAAUAUCGUUCGAGAUCUCGUCCGUCGCUAUGUUGGCAUAUUGACACUGGAGUCACAAUUCUUUUAAUGGCAACAUUUGAGGGAGUGAAUCCGAUGACAAGACAAAAUGAUGACAAAUCAAUUGUCGACAAUGUUUCAUUCACAAACCUUUUAAAACAUUUAGUAUCAAUUUCUCCUACACCUCCAAUACCAGGCCGUCGAUCAUUAAAAAUUGAAUGUUUCAAUUCAAACAACGAACUAAAUGAAUACAAAAUGAAUUCGUACUUAGUUUUGAUUCCAAUUCAAGCAAAGCCGAAGACAAAAUGGACGGAUUUGUUCAAUGGAUCAUUCUCAUCUGAUGAUUUACAUUAUAUUCAGGAACUUUUAUCAGAAUUAGAAAAAGAAAGACUAGAAUUAGAAAAAGAAAGAGUGGCACAAGACAUCGUUAAUUUUUCCAGCAAACAAGCAAGCUCACCAUCGACAUCAGAUCCGAAAAUUCCUACAACACGAGCUUUCAAUGUCAAUAUCAUUGAAAACGAUCAAAAGACGAACGACGAUGACACCAGUUGCGAAUCGAGCGAAGGAAGUGGUUGUUGUUUACUCAUUCGUCAGACGAGGAUUGAUAAAUCUGAUUUUGUUCAAGAUUGGUUGAAUCAUACAAGUCAAGCUCUUCUCGAUUCCGGCAUAGUCUUCGCCGAUUCCAGCAAGUUCCGGCAGGUUCCUUGCCGCCGGAUUCCGGCCGGAAUUGCACAGGAAAUAUCCGAUCAGUUCCUGACCGUUUCCAGCUCGAAUGUGAAGCCACCACGAACACGACGAGCGACCAUGAAAAAUCCGCUAAUUCCACUAGUGCACCAUUCAACAGUUCCGAGAAUCGCAAUUCAAUAUUCACCAAAAAAAGAAGAUAAUAAUAUCGAUAUCGAUAUCGCGGUCCUCAACAACCUUGCCCCAACUGACGAAACACUUAUGUCGCCAACACGACGAAAUAAUCAGUCCUAUCAUCUCGGUUCUAAUAAAUGA